Spodoptera litura is the source of this 3757-nucleotide messenger RNA. RefSeq names its product 27 kDa hemolymph protein. Lineage: Eukaryota; Metazoa; Arthropoda; Insecta; Lepidoptera; Noctuidae. The record is from RefSeq and is a predicted model, not a curated record.
GAAAAAAUUGGUGUAUAGUCUAUGACAUUCGUCGAAGAAAAGUUGUGCCGUGUAGACGUGUGGUGUGGUGUAAAGUUAUUUUUAAUUAGUGAGUGUUCUGUUGUAAAAUAUUAAAAGUGAGAAGAUAAUUAUUGACCGUUUCUAAAAUGGCUUGGAUUUAUCUUAUCCUCAGUGUUAUCAUAAGUGUGGCCCAUGCCCAAACGGAUGCUGAAGAAAUUCCCUUCGGAAGUCCCAUCACAUUACCACCAGAGCUUCAAGCCAAAAUAAAUGAAACCGAUGUGGAAAAAUAUAAGACGCAGUACUUAGAACAGUUUAAGAAGAAAUGUGAACAAAAUGGCCAUCCUGAGAUAUAUGAGAAGGCACAAUCAGCCGCUACCGACCUCAUGGCUUGCUUCAACUCUUUGGUAGACAUGGAGGUUCUACAGCAGGAAAUUGAAAAUGCUAAGCCCACUGGUGAAGUCGACGAAGUUUUCAAAAAAUAUUGCUCGAAGACGCCUCAGUUCAAGAAAUGUUUCCGAAACAUGACCGAGAUGGUGAAGCCUUGCUUCUCAGCUGCUGAGCAGAAAAACUUCAACGUUAUGUACAACGUUACGGAACAAUUAGCAGACUUCGUAUGCUUUAAAGAGGGUGACAGAAUUGCACUGUUCAUAGCAGAAGGUGGUAAGGAAUGUUUCCAAGACCAGCAGGACGGCAUACAGGAGUGCUUCAGCACAGUGUUUGACAACAAGACGGAGGCGAAUUUACAGAACAUCUCCGUCAGUGGCAUCAUGGAGCUUGAAUUUAAGGAGAAGCAGUGUGACCAGAUGACUAGUCUACAGGAAUGUGUAGUCACCACUUUGGAGAAGUGCCCCAAACCCACUUCAGCCAAUAUCUUGGACUCUCUCUUCAACUUCAUCAGAAAUGCAACCCCUUGUAAACAGUUCGUAAAGGCACCUGAAAAGGCCCCGGCCAGAGGUCGAACCACCGAAGAGAAGAAGAACGUGCCGGAUGCUGCAUCAGGCCUAACUGUAACAGUCACAACACUGUUAACGGCUCUAAUUGUGUCAUUACUCAUCUAAGCUACACCUAUUUAUUUAUAAUUAAACGCUCCUAUAUUUAACUUUAAUUAUAAAAACGCUAUAAAAACCUAUUAUACCUAAACCAAAGGUACAAAUCAAUAGGUCACAACCGAUCAAAAUCGCUAGUGCUGCCAUCUGCGUAAAACGAAAAAUGCAAAAAUUUUUAAAAGUCCAAAUUACCAUUACAAGGAAAAAUAUUUUAGAUGCCUUUUUAUAUACAUUUUUAUGACAAGGUCGCAUAUUAUUUUUUUAAUUUUAUAUGUAUUUUAUUUUUGGGGGUAGCCGUGGAUUGAACAAAGUAAUAAAUGUAAGGUGUAUACGAUUGUUGUGAAACAACAUUACGCGUCUAGGAUUUGAGAGACGAAGUAGUAAGUAGAAAGCGAUCGACAUAUAACGUAAAACAACUUUAAUAUAAUCGUAAAGGUUUUCAUUAAAACCUUCGUCAAACUGUUCUCGAAGCUCGACCAGUUUCAAGUUACACCGGGACUCAUAAUCAUGAGUUUCGUGCGUACGCGUAGCUAGUAACAGUUGUCCGGAUAUUUCAACCAACAUUUUUAGCAUAGUAGCAACAAUGGCAGUUAUUUUAAUUCAAAGAACGGAUGUCUCAUGUAUAGUGACGAUGACGUCACAUCACCUUAUGAACCACAGAACUUCUUUGUUCUCGAUUAUGAACACAUUUUAUAGUUAAUCGCUUUAAUGAUUCACUUUUUUAUUAUUUUUCAAGCAGCUACACCUCGGUCAGCUAUGAACAAUGUCGCAGGUUCGACAUUUUAUGUACUAACCAGCAGGUCAAUCUAUCCUUUGCUGUCAAAUUUGUUUACUAGAUUUUUAACUCUAUCGUUGACAUGACAUGAAGUUGAAAAUCCAAUGACAAAAAUUGGCAUUUGAGUAGGUUGAUAUGCUAGCUACUGUACAAAUAUUUUAUAAUUAUUGGUAUGUUAUUCAUUAAUGCUUAUACUUCGUCUCUAAUGAGAGUGACUAGGGAUAAAAAGGGCUCGAGUUGUAAUUAAACAGGUAUUUUCAUUAUAAGACAAUCAGCUGAAUAUCAGCUUUUACCUGUAUAUUGUUGUAGCUUAUUUUUAUAUUUAUUAUAUGUAUUUUGUUAUUAUUGGCGUUUUAUUUGGCCUGCAAAUUAAUAUGCUAAGAAAAAUGAGCGGCUUUUGAUAUAUUCUUUAUGGUCAUUCUGUUUUUAUAUUUUUUUAAAGUUGUGUAAUUCUCGAGUGCAGUUACAUUUAGUUUAUUUUUAACCGACUUCAAAAAAGGAGGAGGUUAUACGUUCGGCCGGUAUGUUGCUUUUUUAAUCAUAUACAGGUCGAUGUUUUUACAAUUGUAAUGUGAUCGCCAAGUACAUAUCGUUCGUUAUAUUUUCAUAGUAUAUUUGCCAAAAAAACGUGGCCAACGAAAUCGUGACGCUUAGCUUUAAGUCAUAAGUACAGAAGUUCUGCUUUCAUAAUAUUUUUACCAAUUUGUCACAAAGUUUAAUAAAUGUAGAAGAAUGUUUGGUCCAUUUUAAAUAUGGCCGUCCGAAGAGAUGUAUGCGAGGCAUCUAUAAACGAAAUGCCGUAAGUCCAUUGGCUAAAAAACUGUAAUCUGUAAGGAAUAGAGUCGAAAAUAGUGUGUAAAAUGAAACAGUCUCGCUUAGUAAUUGGUUAAUGCUUCUGUCCAUUGAUUUUAGGCGUAAGUGACCGUCGGUGUUAGGGUUGGUGUUGUAGACUUAGUAAUAGUACAAUAUAGGAUGUCAUAAUAAAAGAAAUACCAUUCCUCAAUGAGGGCUACCGUUUAUUGCUCACUAGAUGGCCUUAAUCUAGCAAGAACUCUUUGGCCAAUCCCUGUAGCUCUCAAUAACUAAACGUCCAAUAGUGUGACACUAGCUAAUUCCCUAUUGGAUGAAGAACGAGAGCACGCUAGCGCCAUCUACUGAGCAAAACACAGACGCCCCCAUUACUUUUAGCUUUUUAAGUACAUGGUUUGUGAUCAUAUCGCCUAACUUUAUUCAGACUUGCUAUUUUUUUAAUAUGAGGUUACGCCAAUAUGUAAUGCCAACAAUAUAUUCAGUUUAAUAUAUUUAUAGUUUUUAAUUGAGACUGGUUUGUAUCAUUCUGAUUGUUGAAAAAUAGCAAUAAGAGGACGCUGUGAACAUACAAGGAGUUGAAUCGAGAUAUAUUAUGUUUUUGCAUUAAUUUAUACAUUUCAUGUUGCAUAUAUGAUGGCAGGAUUUUUUACUCUAUAGGUAACUUCAUUUGUAAUAAUUUUAAAUUGACCCGUCUCAUGUUUUAUUUAAUUAAUUUUGAUUCUUAUGGCAUUAGUUUAAGGUAACAUUUUAAUAAUCAGUAUACCAACUAUUUCAGCUAUUGGUAAAUGUUGUCUUGUUACUAACGCAAUAGAAAUCAAAAUCGAUUGAGUUAAUUCUAAGAUUAUUUUAAAUGUCGUUUAUUAUUGAAAUGAAGGAAUACAUAAUGUUGUGAAGUUUAAUAUUAUUUUGUGAUCAUAGUAGUCUUUAACUUUUUUAAUUAAAAUAUAAUUAGAUAUUUAAAAAUACAAACUAUUGCUUUGUCGACUGUUCUAUAGAAGCCAUAUUGUCUAUGUCAGGAGUACGUAGAUUCGAUGUCCGGUAGAUAAAUAGAUAAUUGUAUAUGUUGCUACGUGGUGUAUAACCAUUUUACAAUAUUUGCAAAUAAAUGAUGGAAAGUAUAAGAUGA